This is a messenger RNA of Saimiri boliviensis boliviensis (Bolivian squirrel monkey), 6781 nucleotides long. RefSeq names its product SH3 and PX domains 2A (gene SH3PXD2A). Gene Ontology annotation, biological process: superoxide anion generation. Gene Ontology annotation, molecular function: protein binding; phosphatidylinositol binding; superoxide-generating NADPH oxidase activator activity. The record is from RefSeq and is a predicted model, not a curated record. Lineage: Eukaryota; Metazoa; Chordata; Mammalia; Primates; Cebidae. Gene Ontology annotation, cellular component: cytoplasm.
CCGCGCGGGAGGGAAGGGGCGCGCGGCAGGCCGGCGGGGAGCUGCCCUGGGCGCACGGAGCCCGCGCGCCCUCCGGGAUCCUCCCCCGUCCCCGGGACCGGACCUGAGGGCACCGGGAGUCCGGGCAGCUGUCGGCGCGCCGGGCCGGGGUGGUGGGCGGCCCCGGGACCCGGGCAGCUGGAGAAGGAGCCGGAGCCCGGCCGGGAUGAGAAGGUGACGCCGCCGGGGCGCCACUCGCUUUGUGGGGGAAGAUGCUCGCCUACUGCGUGCAGGAUGCCACCGUGGUGGACGUGGAGAAGCGGAGGAACCCCUCCAAGCACUAUGUAUACAUCAUCAAUGUGACCUGGUCCGACUCCACCUCCCAGACCAUCUACCGGAGGUACAGCAAGUUCUUUGACCUGCAGAUGCAGCUUUUGGAUAAGUUUCCAAUUGAAGGUGGCCAGAAGGACCCCAAGCAAAGGAUCAUCCCCUUCCUCCCAGGCAAGAUCCUCUUCCGCAGAAGCCACAUCCGGGACGUAGCUGUGAAGAGGCUGAAGCCUAUCGAUGAGUACUGCCGGGCACUUGUCCGGCUGCCACCCCACAUCUCACAGUGCGAUGAAGUCUUCCGGUUCUUUGAGGCUCGACCUGAGGAUGUCAACCCUCCAAAAGAGGACUAUGGCAGUUCCAAGAGGAAAUCAGUGUGGCUGUCCAGCUGGGCUGAGUCACCCAAGAAGGACGUGACAGGUGCCGACGCCACCGCCGAGCCCAUGAUCCUGGAACAGUACGUGGUGGUGUCCAACUAUAAGAAGCAGGAGAACUCGGAGCUGAGCCUCCAGGCCGGGGAGGUGGUGGAUGUCAUCGAGAAGAACGAGAGCGGCUGGUGGUUCGUGAGCACCUCUGAGGAGCAGGGCUGGGUCCCUGCCACCUACCUGGAGGCCCAGAAUGGUACUCGGGAUGACUCUGACAUCAACCCCUCCAAGACUGGAGAAGUGUCCAAGAGACGCAAGGCCCAUCUGCGGCGCCUGGAUCGCCGGUGGACCCUGGGCGGGAUGGUCAACAGGCAGCACAGCCGAGAGGAGAAGUAUGUCACCGUGCAGCCUUACGCCAGCCAAAGCAAGGACGAGAUUGGCUUUGAGAAGGGCGUCACGGUGGAGGUGAUCCGGAAGAAUCUGGAAGGCUGGUGGUAUAUCAGAUACCUGGGCAAAGAGGGCUGGGCGCCAGCAUCCUACCUGAAGAAGGCCAAGGACGACCUGCCAACCCGGAAGAAGAACCUGGCCGGCCCAGUGGAGAUCAUCGGGAACAUCAUGGAGAUCAGCAACCUGCUGAACAAGAAGGCGUCUGGGGACAAGGAAACCCCACCAGCCGAAGGCGAAGGCCACGAGGCCCCCAUCACCAAGAAGGAGAUCAGCCUGCCCAUCCUCUGUAAUGCCUCCAAUGGCAGCGCCGUGGGCAUCCCUGACAGGACUGUCUCCAGGUUGGCCCAGGGCUCUCCAGCUGUGGCCAGGAUUGCCCCUCAGCGGGCCCAGAUCAGCUCCCCAAACCUACGGACAAGACCUCCACCACGCAGGGAAUCCAGCCUGGGGUUCCAACUGCCAAAGCCACCAGAGCCCCCUUCUGUUGAGGUGGAGUACUACACCAUUGCCGAAUUCCAGUCGUGCAUUUCCGAUGGCAUCAGCUUUCGGGGUGGACAAAAGGCAGAGGUCAUUGAUAAGAACUCAGGUGGCUGGUGGUACGUGCAGAUCGGUGAGAAGGAGGGCUGGGCCCCCGCAUCAUACAUCGAUAAGCGCAAGAAGCCCAACCUGAGCCGCCGUACAAGCACGCUGACCCGGCCCAAGGUCCCCCCGCCAGCACCCCCCAGCAAGCCCAGGGAGGCCGAGGAGGGCCCGCCGGGGGCCGGUGAGAGCCAGGACUCCCCGCGGAAGCUCAAGUAUGAGGAGCCUGAGUAUGACAUCCCUGCAUUUGGCUUUGACUCGGAGCCCGAGCUGAGUGAGGAGCCCGUGGAGGACAGAGCCUCAGGGGACAGGCGGCCUGCCCAGCCCUGCCGGCCGUCGCCGGCCUCUUCUCUGCAGCGGGCCCGCUUCAAAGUGGGUGAGUCUUCAGAGGACGUGGCCCUGGAAGAGGAGACCAUCUAUGAGAAUGAGGGCUUCCAGCCGUAUGCAGAGGAUACCCUGUCAGCCAGAGGCUCCUCUGGGGACAGUGACUCCCCAGGCAGCUCCUCACUGUCCCUGGUCAGGAAAAACUCCCCCAAAUCAGGCUCCCCCAAGUCAUCGUCACUCCUAAAGCUCAAGGCAGAGAAGAAUGCCCAGGCAGAACUGGGGAAGAACCACUCCUCAGCCUCCUUUUCCUCCUCCAUCACCAUCAAUACCACCUGCUGUUCCUCCUCUUCCUCCUCCUCUUCUUCCUUGUCCAAAACCAGUGGCGACCUGAAGCCCCGCUCUGCUUCAGACGCGGGCAUCCGUGGCACUCCUAAGGUCAAGGCAAAGAAGGAUGCUGAUGCGAAAGCUGGGCUGACCCCCUGUGCCCGGGCCAAGCCAUCAGUCCGGCCCAAGCCGUUCCUGAACCGAGCAGAGUCGCAGAGCCAAGAGAAGAUGGACAUCAGCACUUUACGGCGCCAGCUGAGACCCACAGGCCAGCUCCGCGGCGGUCUCAAGGGCUCCAAGAGUGAGGAUUCGGAGCUGCCCCCGCAGACAGCCUCCGAGGCUCCCAGUGAGGGGAGGAGAGGCUCAUCCGACCUUAUCACCCUCCCAGCCGCCACUCCCCCGUGCCCCACCAAGAAGGAAUGGGAAGGGCCAGCCACCUCAUACGUGACAUGCAGUGCUUACCAGAAGGUCCAGGACUCGGAGAUCAGCUUCCCCGCAGGCGUGGAGGUGCAGGUGCUGGAGAAGCAGGAGAGCGGGUGGUGGUACGUGAAGUUUGGGGAGCUGGAGGGCUGGGCCCCUUCCCACUAUUUGGUGCUGGAUGAAAACGAGCAACCCGACCCUUCUGGCAAAGAGCCAGAUGCAGGGCCCACCAAGGACAGGCAGAAUGAAGGCAAGUCAGACAGCCUGGAGAAGAUUGAGAGGCGGGUCCAGGCGCUGAACACCGUCAACCAGAGCAAGAGGGCCACGCCCCCCAUCCCUUCGAAACCCCCCGGGGGCUUCGGCAAGACCUCAGGCACCCCAGCAGUGAAGAUGAGGAAUGGCGUGCGGCAGGUGGCGGUCAGGCCCCAGUCAGUGUUUGUGUCUCCGCCGCCCAAGGACAACAACCUGUCCUGCGCCCUGCGGAGGAAUGAGUCACUCACAGCCACCGAUGGCCUCCGAGGUGUCCGACGGAACUCCUCCUUUAGCACUGCUCGCUCCGCUGCCACCCCAGAGGCCAAGGGCCGCCUGGCCGAACGGGCCGCCAGCCAGGGUUCAGACUCACCCCUGCUGCCCGCCCAGCGCAACGGCAUCCCCGUGUCCCCCGUGCGCCCCAAGCCCAUUGAGAAGUCUCAGUUCAUCCACAAUAACCUCAAAGACGUGUACGUCUCUAUCGCAGACUACGAGGGGGAUGAGGAGACAGCAGGCUUCCAGGAGGGAGUGUCCAUGGAGGUUCUGGAGAGGAACCCUAAUGGCUGGUGGUACUGCCAGAUCCUGGAUGGUGUGAAGCCCUUCAAAGGCUGGGUGCCCUCCAACUACCUUGAGAAAAAGAACUAGCAGAGGGCCUGGGCUCCUCCAGCCUUAUUGUGCCUCUCUGGCUGCCCACUGGAUGAGCGGUGAGACGAACAAAAGGAAAAGGGGAAAAAAGGGAGGGGUGGGGGGUGGACAACAUUCAACCCUGCAGAAUGGGUGACCUCGAAGAUGCCCCGCAUCCAGGCUGUCCUACAGCUGGAAGGUAGGGGACGGGGGAGGCCACACUGAGUGAGGAAGGGAAUGGACCACGGAGUCCCAGGCCUGGGACCCAGGGCCAAGAAAGCUGAGACCCCCUGUGCACUGUGGGGACUUCACCAGUGGAUUACAUGCCAUUUGGGACAGGCCAUGUGGGAGACCCCAGUUGUGCCUUUGCUACAGAUCUGGAAAAGACGUGGUCGUGGGGGGCCUCCAGUGUCCUGUCCCUGCUUGGCCUAGUUUUGGUUGCUGGCAUCUUGCCACCCCAUGGAGCCCUGGCAUUGUCCUUAUCUGUGUUUGUGAAUUGUGCUGGUUUCCUGGGCAUUGCCACAGGUGGGUACAUUAGAAGCCGCCUCUGGCUUUAGGGCUUGGAGGUGUCUCAUGAGCUCAAGCCUGUCCUGGGCAGGCCACUGUCACUGUCAGUUGAAGAAAAAGGAGUUCCCAGGUGCCAGCAAGGACCAUGUUUCGUAGCUGUCACUGUCCUGGCCUUGAGAAGAGAGCCCACUCUCCUCGGGGCAUCCCCUGGAGGACACAGUACCAGAGUUUACAGAGAGGGUGGGCAAAGCCACCGGUCUCUUCAUAAUCUGCACAGACUAUUUUGAGUAUUUCCGGGCGGGCAGUUCCUUUGCAUGUUUCGGGAGAAGUCUAUUGAUUAGGGGCUUAUAUGUCAGGCCUUUGCGUCUUAUUUUAGGGGUUGUUUGGGGGCCUGGGUGGCCGGCCUCACGUGGGAAGGGGAUGGUUAGUGGAUGGGGUUUCUGUUGUAUCUUGUGGGUGGGUGAUUUUGCUUUUGUUUUUAUUUCACAUUCUUCCCCUCCACAAGCCAAAGUCGUUUCAUUUGGUUUCCACUGUGUGGACUGUGCUGGAGCUUGCUGCCUGCCAGAAAAAUUUGGGGCUAGGCAAGCCCCAGGUCGCAGACAUGGUGAAGCGGAGAAGCUGUCCUUCUGGUUCCUGCACAAUCUCAGAGGGGCAAAAAACCUCCCCAGGAAAGAGGAGGAUGUUCAGGAGCCAGACUUUUGGAGCGAAGGCAGCUCCCAGUCUGCUGGGUGACCACCAUUCUGCAUGUGUUCCCAGCCGGGCAGGGCUGGAAGCCUUAUGUAUGAAGCGUGGAGAAGCAGUCAUCGCCCCCACUAUGAGCAGAGGGGAUCCAGCUGGCCCCUUGGGGUCUGACUGGAGCCAGCACUGCCAGUUGCCUUCUCUGGCCUGUUGGCAAUGCCACAGGUGCCCAAGACGAUGGAGGAUCCCUGUGCCAGGAGCCAACCUGGUCUUCCAGGGGGCAGUGCCCCAGUGAAGACAGAAGCGAGAGAAUAAAGUUCCCUGUAGGUCCUCGGUCACCUUUGGGUUGUGUUUUUCAAUUGUUGACAUUUCAGAGGGGACCCUCCAGAAGCCCAGCCGGCUUCUCCCAAGGACUGCCCUUUCCCUGGGAGUGGAUUUCCACACGUGCCUUUGAUUUCAGACAGAUCGGACUUCACAGCCGCCGAUUCAGCUGCCAGGGUCCCUGGACUGGGGGGGGGCAGGGGUGGUUUCUAUAGAGGAGGAAAGGCCCUCCCUCACCUUGCUCCCCACCCAGGCAGGGCAGAUGGGACCCAGCGUCUCAGUGCCUUUGAGACCCACUCCCACCCCUACCACACCCCAUCCCAGAGGCCUGGCCUGGGCAACCCCAAGCCCCUGUCCCUCGCCAUACACUGAUGCCUGGCAGCUAGAGCAAACGGCUCGUGUUCUUUGUCAAAGGCCUGUGGUGAGAUUGUUUUGUUUCCUUGUUUUGUAUGUUUAAAAUUGAAAUUAGUUAUUUUCUUCUGCUGGACAGUAUUAAAUAGAGCAGGAUAUUGAGUUAAUCUGCUAGAUUGCAGUACUAAUGGUAGUGGUUUAGUGUCUUCAUAUUAUUAUUUGUACUUAUUUGAACAAUAAUGAUAAAGAAGUGGUUCAUUAUUUUUUAAUUAAUGCACUUUAAGGUGGAAUGGGAAAAACUCAGAGCAAAGUGCAUUACUUAAAGAUGCAGUAUAUACUUUUCUCAUUUUUAAACAGCACAUAUUUAUUAAGAGAAAAAAGUAAUUUAUGACUAUUUAAAAUAAAAUUUAAAAGUAGAGUGACUGUCAGGUAAAGAACCUUCCAUGUAGCUAUCUUCCAGGGGGAGGGCCCCGCAGCCUCGCUCCUCCAAUGUCUGCACUGAGCCAGUUCAGUCACUAGUGCGCCAGCCAGGCAAGGAGGGAGUGCAGAGCAUGUCUGCCAAGCACAGAGCAUCUCAGUCGGACUGGACCGCAGUGCUCCCCAGAGCCUGCCUUUCCUGCCCUUCCUUACCACCUGCACUGCCCCCCACAUUCUCCCAGCCCCCAAGGACCACCCCCCUCCAUCCCCCGUGCUCUAAGUGAUAGAGUCAUUAAAAGGCAGGACCGAAGAGACCUCAGAGGUCACACCAUCCCAUCCCUUCCUUUCACUACGGCCCAAGGACAGGAAAUGACUUCUCCAAAAUCUCACAGCUAGUUAAUGGCAGAUCUCCCCACUGCAUUAAUCCUGUGCUCCUCCUCACCCCCAUGGUAGUUUAUAGUGUGGUCAUGUUUACAUUGUGACAUCCAGCCCCAAGGAUGGCUGGGAGUUGCUCAGGCAUCCAGGAAAAGUGGGGAAUGCUGCCACCUGGUGACGGCACAUAGAUUUGGGCAGUAAACGGAUUGCAUGCCCCAGUCUUCCCACCUCACCCCCCUAACUCACAGCACAAAACCCUGCAAACCCAAAGAGAUUAAUACUUGAAGCAAGAAGGGUGCAUGCCAGUCCUUCUCAGAAAUGGCCAGGGGAUACCAGGCCUUGUGCCCCUGGACUCCUAGCCCUAGCCAGGGCGAGAGGGCCUUUCCCUAGAGCUACUGAGCUGCUUUGUGAUGUUGGAGGAUACUGCCGGCAGCAGGCAGAGGAGGGAGGGGGCCUAGGGCUCUGACCCAUCUGGAGGAAAACCAGAUCGGACUAAAAAA